AUGAGCUCCAGCUCAGUGGAGGACCUGCGGCGCUGGGUGGUGCAGAACAAGCUCAAGGCCAUCUUCUCAUUCUGGGCCACCGGCCUGUCUGUGUCGCUAGCCUACCAGUGGACGAGGCCCAUCCCGACCCAGCUGAAGCUCAUCCACUCGCGCGUGUAUGCCCAGGCGCUGACGCUGGCUGGGCUGGGCAUUGCUGGAGUGGUGCAGUGGCUGGAGGAGCCUCCUCCCGAGACCACUCCGGCGCCCAAGGCCACCGGCUUCGACCGCUAG
Molecule: messenger RNA, 270 nt
Organism: Chlorella variabilis
Lineage: Eukaryota; Viridiplantae; Chlorophyta; Trebouxiophyceae; Chlorellales; Chlorellaceae
Exons: 4
Coding region: 1-270 (89 amino acids)
Biological process (GO): mitochondrial respiratory chain complex IV assembly
Cellular component (GO): mitochondrial inner membrane
Source: RefSeq, a predicted model, not a curated record